This is a messenger RNA of Phycodurus eques (leafy seadragon), 3456 nucleotides long. RefSeq names its product gastrula zinc finger protein XlCGF57.1-like. The coding region runs from base 234 to 1661 and encodes 475 amino acids. Gene Ontology annotation, biological process: negative regulation of transcription by RNA polymerase II; regulation of cytokine production; regulation of immune system process. Lineage: Eukaryota; Metazoa; Chordata; Actinopteri; Syngnathiformes; Syngnathidae. The transcript has 4 exons. Gene Ontology annotation, molecular function: DNA-binding transcription factor activity, RNA polymerase II-specific; RNA polymerase II cis-regulatory region sequence-specific DNA binding. The record is from RefSeq and is a predicted model, not a curated record.
CAACAUGCACACGUUUGUGGAAACAAGCGUGUUGAUCGUGUUUGAGUUGAGUUCCACGUGAAUAAAAAAAGCAUCAUGUGGACGUGUUGUGACGGGCAAUGACGUGACGUCAUCUUAUAUCGACGUCUCCGUCAAAUGACGAAACCAACCUUAAACCACCAUCGAAGAAGAAAAAGGCGGAUGUUAGCGUGGCUUCGAGACCCCAGGUUAACGACGCGACGACCACCAGAACAAUGGCGUCCUCCGAACAGAAAGCGCGACAACGUAAACAACUGGAAGCUGUUGGAAAGAAUCACAUCGCUUUAGAUGUCCAGAAGCUGAUUGUUCUUCAGGGAAAGCAUUCCCCCAAGUCGCAGGAGAGCAGUUUGGAGCAAGAGGCUCCAGAGCCCUUCCACAUCGAAAAGGAAGAUGAAGAUCCACAGCUCCCACAUGUUAAAGAGGAGGAGGAGGAGGAGGCUGACAUCAGCAAGUUGCUAUUGACUGCUGUCUAUGUGAAGAGUGAAGAUGACAAAGACAAACCACAUGGUCAGCAGGAGGAGCUUCCACCUCAGUCGCAGUGGGGGAGCUCCAGUUUGCAGCAAGAGCAUCCACGGCACCUCCACAUUAAAGACGAAAAGGAGGACGCUGACAUCAGUAAAUUGCCACUGACUGAUGUCACUGUGGAGACUGAAGACAAACAACUCAAGCUGUCACGACUUCAUUUUCAUAGUCCAAGUGGAGACCCCUGUGUUAGACCACCACCAGACAACUUCUUAGCUCCACUGUCAGACAGUGAUGACAUUGAAGAAUCUUUGUCAAGCGACGUAGACUGUGAAGGUGAUGACAAACAGUUGAAAUGCUUUGAAAAGGAGACAACUCCUGGCAGCAAGGAAACUUCGCAAACAUGUAGAAAAUGUUUUCCCCACUCAGUUUGUGUCAAACAUUUUGCUAAAAGACAUCAGACUAUUAGCUACAUUAGAACACACAGAGGAGAAAAAUCCUUUCCCUGUUCACUGUGUGGGAAAACAUUCUCUCGAAAGGAACAUUCGGACUCGCAUAUGAGAACACACACAGGAGAAAAACCCUUUUGUUGCUCAACGUGUGGUAAACGAUUCUCUGUCAAGCCAAACAUGUUAUCACAUAUGAGAACACACACAGGAGAAAAGCCCUUUCGCUGCUCAAUGUGUGAUAAAACAUUCUCUCAUAAGGCACAUGUGGCAUCGCACAUGAGAAAACACACAGGAGAAAAACCCUUCAGUUGCUCAACUUGUGGUAAAACAUUCUCUCAUAAGCCAAACAUGGUCACACACAUGAGAACACAUACAGGAGAAAACCCCUUUUGUUGCAGAGUUUGUGGUAAAACAUUCUCUCGGAAGGAACAUGUGGCAUCACACAUGAGAACACAUACAGGAGAACAACCAUUUUCUUGCUCAAUUUGUGGUAAAGGAUUCACUUUAAAGCCGAACAUGGUAUCACACAUGAGAAUACAUACAGGAGACAAACCCUUUUGUUGCUCAACUUGUGGCAAAACAUUUUCUCGAAAGCCAAACAUGGUAGCACACAUGAGGCUACACACGGGAGAAAAACCUUUUUGUUGCUCAUCUUGUGGUAAAACAUUCUCUAGGAAGCCAAACAUGGUAAAACACAUGAGAAUACACAAAGAAAAACUUCAUUGCUCAUAGUGUGAUAAAACAUUCUGUCGUAGGCCACACGUAAAACAUAAGAACACGCACAGGUGAUUAACUCUUUUGGCGAAGGUUAUGCUCACAAGAGUUUCACUGCACAUGUGGACACUAAAGGAGAAUAAAUGUUUUACAGUAUUCUCUGCAAUACUGCGGCAUUUGAAACAGAGCACAUAUUGUUUUUAUUGAGUUUUUUCCUGAAAAGUUGCAAAUCCUUUAUGCUCCCAAAAUGUUUAAAAUGGCCUUUAAUAAUAGUUAUCCUGUAAAUGAACCACACAUUAGUAUUGAAAAACAACAAAAUAUCACUUCAAACUCAUCUUGUCUCAAUCUUUUAGAAAAAUGCACAAGUGGGGAAGGUGCUCUGUGACUUAUGCUAACAACCCAGGCUAAACUUAGCACCCCCACCCCCACCCCCCCCCCCCCUCGACAUACUGUACUUUUAUAAUUGUUUCCCAAUAUUCUUAAUACUCAAAUACACUUUUGACAACGGAAAAUAACAAAAAUAGUGUGGCGACAGAGAAGCCGUGCAAUGUCUUUGCAUUUUUUCUUUUGAUAGAUUUCCUGCACCUUCACCGUGGAUUAUAUGAUAAUAACUUCCCAGUCAUUUUCCACUACACUUUAGAGAAUAAGAGUUCUGCUAUUCGGUCAAAUGCUUUCGGGCAGAUGGGCAGCAGUUUCUUCAAAUCACCAGCAACAAAUUAGUACUUGUUAAGUGAUAUUGUUGUCUCAUAAAUAACUUAUUGGUUUGAGGGAAUAAAUGUAAUCAAAUUACUUUUCCGGGUACAAUAGCGUGUUAUAAUGCUUGUUACUCAAAAUGGGGGUAAUUUUGGAGGAACGUGUCACCGGUAUCACCGUUAAUUAUGCAUUCAUCUUCCGUUCCAUUUAUCUUCACUAGGGUCGCGGGCGUGCUGGAGCCUAUCCCAGCUAUCUCCGGGGGAGAGGCGGGGUACACCCAGAACUGGUUGCCAGCCAAUCGCAGGGCACAUAGAAACAAACAACCAUUCGCACUCACAUUCACACCUACGGGCGAUUUGGGGUCUUCAAUUAACCUACCCUGCCUGCAUGUUUUUGGGAUGUGGGAGGAAACCGGAGAACAGGUUGAGUGCCUGUCUCCAACUUCUCCAGGGUCAGAGGUCAUUACCAGUGGGAGAUCAGCUCUUGGGUGCCAGGAGGAUGAAAGAAAAGUGCAGUUUAUCCUCACAGAUUCUUCUGUGAUCGAGCGGCAAUUCACGCCACACUGGGAUCGAGGAUAUGAGAAGAUUAGUCGCCGACAGAUGUCUCACAGCUACACGGGAUCUUAAUCUCGUGCCGCCCACGUCUCCUCAUCGGCCAACCCACAUGCAAACGCUUCUUGGUCAAGUAGGUCGACUUUACCUUAUCAGAAUAACAGGGUUGAUGCAAUAGAUAUUCUGAGGUGUGUACAUUUAGCAUAGCACAAAUGACCUCAACCUCAACUGCUGUGGAUCCAGCCUUCAGUAUAACAUACUCAUUUCAACCUCCAGAUUCCAUUUGUCAUAGUCCCUCCUCUCUUCCUUAUGUUAUCCUUAUGUUAGUUGCUAUAACAAGUCAUCUUGUUUUGUGUUUGUUGAAAGAAUGUACACGGUGUAACAAACCCCAGUAUGUGGCAGCGUUUAAGAUAUGAGACUGAACACAUUUUCGCUGCUUUUAUUAAAACUGGGUGGUUCUCCAAAGUAAACUUCAACUGGAAUAUUGAAAGUUAUGCUUUUGUUUAUUAGACCAAAAGUAGAGUGCUGGCAUUAUGAUCUCUGUCAAUUCAUCACGUUACCCAACAACU